Molecule: messenger RNA, 1290 nt
Organism: Aspergillus terreus NIH2624
Lineage: Eukaryota; Fungi; Ascomycota; Eurotiomycetes; Eurotiales; Aspergillaceae
Product: UDP-galactose transporter HUT1
Exons: 2
Coding region: 1-1290 (429 amino acids)
Biological process (GO): UDP-galactose transmembrane transport
Cellular component (GO): Golgi membrane; endoplasmic reticulum membrane
Molecular function (GO): UDP-glucose transmembrane transporter activity; UDP-galactose transmembrane transporter activity
Source: RefSeq, a predicted model, not a curated record
AUGGCGCGCCAGAAGCAAACGGCGCCCUCGCAACGGGCCACUUCUUCAGAACUGAUGCACUUGCUUCCCAAUGGAGCCGAAGCGCAACAGAAGCAACGGAACGGAGCCCCCCAAGAGCAUGUUGCCAAUGGCACGGUGUCUGAGAAGAACGCGCCUGAAGCGGCCCCGGAGGCCCCAGGGCUGACCCAGCUGGCCAUCUGCGUGCUGGGCAUUUACGCCUCAUUUCUUUCCUGGGGGGUCCUCCAAGAAGCCAUCACCACCGUCUCCUACCCUGUAUACCCUCCCACUGCGGCCGAACCGGAGCCUCCAACCGAGCGCUUCACCUUUUCGAUCGUGUUGAACACCAUUCAAUCCUGCUUCGCGGCCAUUACAGGCUUCCUCUACCUGUUCUUCUCGACUCCGGCCGGCAAGACGGUGCCGUCGAUCUUCCCGACAAGGAAGAUCCUCUUCCCCCUGCUCCUCGUCAGCAUUUCCUCCUCCCUCGCCUCGCCGUUCGGAUACGCCAGUCUGGCCCACAUCGACUACCUGACGUUCAUCCUGGCCAAGUCGUGCAAGCUGCUCCCUGUCAUGUUCCUGCACCUGACCAUCUUCCGCAAGCGAUACCCGCUGUACAAGUACGGGGUCGUUCUGCUGGUCACGCUGGGCGUCGCAACCUUCACCCUGCACCACCCGGGCACCAGCAAGAAGGUGGCUGCGUCCGCCGCGAAGAAUCAGUCCGGGUCGUCCGCGUGGGGCAUCUUCCUGCUGUCGAUCAACCUGCUCCUGGACGGCCUGACCAACACCACGCAGGACCAUGUGUUCAGCUCGCCGCAGGUCUACACGCGCUUCACCGGCCCGCAGAUGAUGGUCGCCCAGAACGUGCUCUCGACCGUCCUGACCUCGACCUACCUCCUCGUCAUGCCGCAUCUGUCCUCGACCGGCAUCCUGCACGCCCUCCUCCCCAUCCCCAUCCCGCCCUCUACGGAGACGGAGCUCAGCUCCGCCAUCUCCUUCCUGUCGCGCCACCCGGAGGCGCUGAAACACGUGCUGGGGUUCGCCGCCUGCGGCGCCGUCGGCCAGCUGUUCAUCUUCUACACGCUCUCGCGCUUCUCGUCGCUGCUGCUGGUGACCGUCACGGUCACGCGCAAGAUGCUCACGAUGCUCCUGAGCGUGUUCUGGUUCGGCCACUCGCUGUCGGCCGGGCAGUGGCUGGGCGUGGUGCUGGUGUUUGGCGGCAUCGGCGCAGAGGCCAUCGUGCAACGGCAGGAGAAGAAGGCCAAGGAGCGGGCCAAAGCCGCGAAACGAGAAUAA